This is a messenger RNA of Pyrus x bretschneideri (Chinese white pear), 1984 nucleotides long. Its product is annotated as beta-1,4-xylosyltransferase IRX14-like. Gene Ontology annotation, molecular function: xylosyltransferase activity; galactosylgalactosylxylosylprotein 3-beta-glucuronosyltransferase activity. Bases 50 to 1513 code for a protein of 487 amino acids. Gene Ontology annotation, cellular component: Golgi membrane. The record is from RefSeq and is a predicted model, not a curated record. Lineage: Eukaryota; Viridiplantae; Streptophyta; Magnoliopsida; Rosales; Rosaceae. Gene Ontology annotation, biological process: plant-type secondary cell wall biogenesis; glucuronoxylan biosynthetic process. The transcript is spliced from 3 exons.
GAUUUGUGUGACAGAGAGAGAGAGAGAGAGAGAGAGAGAGAGAGAGAUUAUGAAGCUCUCUGCUUUGCACCAGAGCUACCUCACCCGGCGGAGCAACAGCUUCAGGGGAUCGGCGCCUUUGGACUCCUCAUCUGACGGCAAGUCGCCGGCGACGCUGUCCUGGCUCCUACUCCAUGUCCUCUGCUGCCUCAUCAGCCUCGUCCUCGGCUUCCGCUUCUCUCGCCUCGUCUUCUUCUUCCUCUUCUCCACCUCCGCUUCCAAUCUCUAUCCGGCGCCGUUUCGGUCAGUUGCUGAUCUCACCGUCAGAAAUCUAGAGCUCCCCGUGAACCCGGUCCAGAAUCUCGAGUUUAAUCUCAACAGGAACGCCACCACCGCCAGCUCCAGCAGCAGGGUCGUCGUCGGGCGGCAUGGGAUCCGAAUCCGGCCGUGGCCGCACCCGAACCCGACCGAGACCAUGAAGGCGCACCGCAUAAUUGAGACGGUUCAGAGGGAGCAGAGGAGACAGUUUGGAGUCAGCAACCCCAAAACGGUCAUCGCUGUCACGCCCACCUACGCUCGGACCUUCCAGGCGCUGCAUUUGACUGGCGUUAUGCACUCGCUGAUGCUGGUGCCGUACGACGUCGUCUGGAUCGUCAUCGAGGCCGGCGGGGUCACCAAGGAGACGGCAUCGAUUGUGUCCAAGUCGGGGCUCCGGAUCAUCCACGAGGGGUUUGAUCAACGGAUGCCUAAUACUUGGGAUGGCCGCCACAUGCUGGAGGCUCGGAUGCGGCUUCGUGCUUUGAGAAUUGUGAGAGAGCAGAAGCUGGACGGGAUAGUGAUGUUUGCGGACGAUAGUAAUAUGCACAGUAUGGAGCUUUUCGAUGAGUUGCAGAAUGUGAAAUGGUUUGGUGCUGUUUCGGUGGGAAUACUUGCUCAUUCAGAGAAUACAGAUGAAUCGUCUGAGUCCACAGUUCAGAAAAAGGAAGAAGGGGAGAACCAGUCAAUGCCAAUUCAAGGUCCUGCUUGUAACUCAUCCAAUAAGUUGAUUGGUUGGCACACCUUUAACACCUUGCCCUAUGUGGGAAAGAGCGCAAAUUACAUUGAUGAUCAAGCACCUGUACUACCCAAGAAGCUGGAGUGGGCUGGGUUUGUAUUGAAUUCACGGUUGCUUUGGAGUGAAGCUGAAGAUAAACCAGAGUGGGUUAAUGAUCUAGAUAGUAUUGGUGGGGCUGAUGAGCUGAUAGUAAGCCCUCUAUUCUUGUUGAAGGACUUGUCUUUGGUUGAGCCACUUGGAAAUUGUGGGCGCCAAGUUUUGCUCUGGUGGCUCCGUGUUGAAGCUCGUUUCGAUAGUAAAUUUCCUCCCAAAUGGACUAUCAACCCACCUUUGGAAAUCACUGUACGAUCAAAACGUACACCAUGGCCUGAUGCUCCACCUGAACUCCCAUCUAAUGGAAAAACAGAAACUGCAGUUGAAGAGCACACAGUGAAGCGUCCUAUAAAAAUCCAUGCACCCAGAACGAAGAGAAGUUCUUGAAGCAAGAGGAAGCACGAGACAAAAACGAUUGACAUGCAGGCUUCUGCAAGGAAUACUGAACAGGACUGAAACACUUGCCAUCAACGCUUAAAAUAUAUACUGCUGUGUGAAUUUGAGGCUUCAGUCUUCAGCAUUGGGAAAAUUUAUAUGAAGAUGCAUCGAAAACUUAGUUGAAGAGGCCGAGAAGCAUAUGCUGUCAGCAGGUACGUACAGUGAGGUACCUUUAUUACGGGGGCUAGUUGAUUGUGCAUUCGAGUUUGAUUCUUACCUUAGUUUCACAAAUUUUUUCUUUUUUUAUUUUUAUUUUUAUUUUUUGGGAUGUGGGUGCUUGAUUUUCUAGCCUCAUGCAAAAUGUAGGUCGUCGUCGCGACCAAUUGAGUCUGCUGCAUCUUGUGCCUUGCAGGAAGUUGUAUUUUAUAUGCUCCAAAAUGUUACAUAUUCUUCUAAAUAGAAAUCAUAGAGUUGUGUUCA